Messenger RNA from Ctenocephalides felis (cat flea), 1220 nucleotides. RefSeq names its product tyrosine-protein kinase transmembrane receptor Ror-like. The coding region runs from base 1 to 975 and encodes 324 amino acids. The record is from RefSeq and is a predicted model, not a curated record. NCBI's taxonomy places the organism in Eukaryota, Metazoa, Arthropoda, Insecta, Siphonaptera, Pulicidae. Gene Ontology annotation, molecular function: transmembrane receptor protein tyrosine kinase activity; ATP binding; neurotrophin receptor activity. Gene Ontology annotation, biological process: protein phosphorylation; cell surface receptor protein tyrosine kinase signaling pathway; multicellular organism development. Gene Ontology annotation, cellular component: signaling receptor complex; axon. The transcript has 6 exons.
AUGGUUUUGGGUAAACCUGGUGAAUUAAGAAAUGAAUCCAGGUGUGAUACAGUAGCAAUUAAAGUUUUGAAGGAUACAGCAGGACGAGAGGCCGAGGAAGACUUUUUGCGAGAAGUCGAUAUAAUGAGUGCUUUUAGGCACGAUAAUAUCCUUACAUUGAUCGGAGUUGUAAUGCGAGAUGGAACAAAUAGCCCCUGGAUGGUAUUCGAGUACAUGCCCCAUGGUGAUUUGGCAGAAGUGUUAAGGGCGAAUGCAAAAGUUCCUCGACUCAAGAACCCAUCAUCGUGCGCCGCACCCGCGCCGAAACUAGAUAAAACAUCUUUACUUUCGAUAGCUUCUCAGGUAGCAAAUGGUAUGAGAUAUUUAUCCGCCCAGAGAUUUGUCCAUCGUGAUCUUGCAUGCAGAAAUUGCCUUGUUGGAACUGGAUUGUCGGUGAAAAUUGCAGAUUUUGGCAUGAGCAGAGAUGUAUAUACUUGCGAUUAUUAUAAGAUUGGAGGUAACCGUCUCUUACCAAUUAGAUGGAUGUCUCCUGAAAGUGUGAUGUAUGGUAGAUUCACAUUGGAAUCUGAUGUUUGGUCCUAUGCAGUUUUGCUCUGGGAAAUCUAUAGUUUGGGAAUGCAACCUUAUUAUGGACACAGCAAUGACCAAGUUGUAAAACUCAUCUUACAGGGCGAGAAGUUGACACCCCCAGAAGGUUGUCCAUCCUUCAUCUGCGACCUGAUGAAACUAUGUUGGAAAACAGAACCUCGAGACAGGUUAACCUUUCCUGAAAUUUACGAAAAGCUUGCCAAAGCUCGCGCUGAAAUGGCAGCUUCUCAGCAAGAAAUUAAUCAAAAUAUCGAAAUCGCAGAUGAUUUACCAAGGCCUCCGAUUAUAAUACCAACACUGGACAUCAUGCAGCAAACUGAGGAUUUGGAAGGUUACUUGAAACCACAGAAGGCACAACCUCCUGAAUAUAUGGUGGCUAUAGCUUAAAUGGUAGAUAGUAAUGAAAUUUCGAGAAACAUAUCUUUGUAAAAGGGAAUACAAACGGUGGUUUUAGUUAUCAAUGUAAAUGGAUAGAUCUCUUUGUUUUUUAUAUUCCAUAAAAGUGAAACUAUUAACAUCGUGUAUAUAUUUUUCAUAAACCAGAGACAUUUUCUCGAUGUACCCAAAAUUGUCCAUAUCAUGACACUGUUUUAAAUGUAGUUAAUAUUUAAAUGUAUUUUUAAUCUAUCAUA